GUCGUGUUCAAAUACACUGUGAAGUGAGACAACAGAAAGAGGGAGGGUACGGGACAGGAAGUGGCAGAGAGAUGGAUGGGAAGCGUGUCAGCACAAGCGGCACAAACCACAUCAGCGCUGAGCAAGUUUCAUGCAGAGGCCAGCGACUGACCGACCGACCCAGCCCUGACAAAAGGAGCCACGGAAUUGUCACCGCACGGCACGAAUCACACACGGAGAGCACCGCACCUCAGCCACCAGCCACCAGCCACCUUGCACCUAUUGCACUGCACUUUAAUUGAAUAAAUCCACCCUCCGGGGACGGUUGGUACUCCUCCCCUAGGAUGGAAGAACUGCUCCGGCAAUUGACCGACGUCAGCCUGCGCCAGCAGCAGAUUGUCGAACAUCUGGCCACGCGCCAAGGCCAGGCUGAUCAGGAAAUCGCCGCCCUUCGCACGGCCGCCCGCCAGCGCGUUCCGUUACCCGACCCGCGCGUGCAGGCCGCCCAGCUCUUGCCGAAGAUGACCGCACACGAUGACGUUGAAUCAUACAUACAGAUGUUUGAAACUACGGCCAUCACGGAGCGAUGGGACCCCGACGAUUGGGCCCGAGCGCUGGCCCCCCUCCUCACGGGCGAAGCCCAACGCGCCUUCUUCAGCCUGCCAGCGGAAACGGCGGAAAAUUACGAAGAGGUGAAGAAGGAAAUUCUCGCCCACGUGGGGCUUUCCCCGACGUGUGCGGCCCAGGCAUUCUUCGAGUGGACGUACCAACCCCGGCGGCCCGCGCGGGUCCAAGUAGCUGAACUCUCUCGCCUAGCCCAACAUUGGCUGAUGGUAGGCACCCCCACCGCCGCCCAGGUAACGGAUCGCGUGGUCGUUGAUCGCCUCCUCCGAGCCCUGCCCCGUAGCGUUCGCCCCGCCGUAGGCAUGAGGAGCCCAACCACCACAUCCGAGUUGGUAGAGGCGAUCGAGCUGGCUGAGGCGGCCCAUCGUCGCGAGGCCGGGGAGCGAGUACCACCAUUUCCCCGGAGGGUGGUCUCAGAGCAACGCACGCCGGAGGGCAUCUCGCGACCGGUAGACAGGACGGCGGCCCCCGAGCCUCAAGAUGAGCCCAUGCCAACGGCUUCCUCGUCCCCCAAAACCCGGACCUGGUGGGCAGGCUGUGUCGUCCAUCAGGAACUACCGAAAGGGGCUCCAACGGCCACGGUUAGGAUUGGUAACCGGCAUUACAGGGCGGUUCUAGACUCCGGAAGUGCCGUCAGCCUCGUCCAGACAGGAAUACUGCCCCCGCCGCACAAGACCAAGGCUACAGUACCCAUUACCUGUGUCCACGGGGAUACACGGGAGGUCCCCGUGCGCCGCCUCACCAUCGCCGCGACCCCAGGUUCAUGGCCAGUGGAUGUGGGACUGGUGAAGGACCUGCCCGUGGCGGUCCUGCUGGGACGAGACUGGCCGGGGUUCGAGGCCCUGCUCCGCGCCACCACACAGCCUGCCUGUCCCAACGGGGGCCGCCGUAGACGACGCGCUGCCAAGAAGCCCAGCGGUCGUCCCGUUCUCCUGGCCUCGGACAGUGGACGCGAUGGUGAGUCCCCCUCCCCUAAUACUAAUCUCUUUUAGGAUGUGUUCCAGCAGGUCACGGGAGGGGGCUCAUUUGGCCGGGCCCAGCGAGAGGAUGAGAGGCUGAAACAUUGUUUGACCCAAGUGCGUGUCCUGGAAGGGAAGGACACCCAGCCCAAGCCCCAUCCUCUCCCCCACUUCGUUGUGGAGAACGGCCUGCUCUACUGUGUCGCCGAGCGAAGGGGGGAGACAAAAAAGUUGCUGGUGGUCCCCAGGUCGAAGACAGAAGCGGUCCUGCACUUGGCUCACGCCCACCCGCUAGCCGGACACCUCGGGGCAGGCAAUACUAUCCAAAGAAUCCGGGACCGGUUUCACUGGCCCGGCCUGGAGGCCGAGGUCCGACGGUACUGCCAAGCCUGCCCCGAGUGCCAGAAGACAUCGCCGUACCACCCUCCCCCCUCGCCGCUCAUCCCACUGCCCAUCAUAGAGGUGCCCUUCGAGCG
Onychostoma macrolepis is the source of this 2038-nucleotide messenger RNA. RefSeq lists its product as uncharacterized. Bases 324 to 1595 code for a protein of 423 amino acids. Lineage: Eukaryota; Metazoa; Chordata; Actinopteri; Cypriniformes; Cyprinidae. The record is from RefSeq and is a predicted model, not a curated record. Gene Ontology annotation, biological process: proteolysis. The transcript is spliced from 3 exons. Gene Ontology annotation, molecular function: aspartic-type endopeptidase activity.